AUGCCUUCUCAGAGCAUCAAGACGGUACUGGUGGGCGCCGCCGCCCUCCUCCUCUUCUGCCACACCGGGCCGGCCCAGGCACAGCAGAAGUACGUCCUCCACGACAACUACGACAGCUCAAACUUCUUCAACGAGUUCAGCUUUUUCGACCAGCCGGACCCCACCAAGGGCUCGCAGAUCUACACGAGCGCCGUGACGGCCAACAACAGCGGCCUCGCGGGCUACGCCCGGGGCGGCAUCUACCUUGGCGUCGACUCCAAGACUAAGGGCCAGGGACGCCAGUCGGUGAGAGUCACGUCGAAUAAGGCCUUUGACACGGGCUUGUUCGUCGCUGACAUUCAGCACAUGCCUACUAGCAGUUGCGGUGUCUGGCCUGCCUUUUGGAUGUUUGGUCCCAACUGGCCCAACUCGGGUGAGAUUGACAUCAUCGAGGGAGUCAACACGCAAGAGUCCAACUCCGUGACCCUCCACGCGGGACCCGGCUGCAGCAUCACCAACGACGGCACAAUCUCCUCCACAACCCUCAACGACAAGGACUGCAACUCCGGCAGCGCCUCGACGGGCUGCGGCCAAUCGACCUCGAGCAACCAAAACUACGGCGACGGCUUCAACGCAAUCGGCGGCGGCGUCUACGCCGUCGACUUCAACUCCCAGGCCAUCUCCGUCUGGUUCUUCCCGCGCAGCGCCAUCCCCGGCGACGUCACCUCGGGCAACCCGGUCCCUUCGUCCUGGGGCCAGCCCCUCGCCAAGUUCAACGGCGGCUCCGGCUGCGACAUCUCCUCGCACUUUAAGCAGCAGAACCUCGUCUUCAACACGGCGCUGUGCGGCGACUGGGCCGGCAAAGUGUGGGAGCAGAACGCCGAGUGCACGGCGCUCGCGCCCCAGUGCUCCGACUACGUCGCGGCCAACCCGCAGGCCUUUACCGAGGCGUUUUGGCUCAUCAACUCGGUCAAGGUCUACCAGGCUGACGGCGGCGCGGCGGCUGCCGCUUCGGUUGCUCCCAGUGUGCCUGCUGGUAUUCCGACGGCGCGGCCUUCGGCCCCGAUCCCUGGCGUCUCAGCCAUUCCUGGAGCACCUGGUUACUAA
Colletotrichum phormii is the source of this 1086-nucleotide messenger RNA. RefSeq names its product tat pathway signal sequence. Gene Ontology annotation, molecular function: hydrolase activity, hydrolyzing O-glycosyl compounds. Lineage: Eukaryota; Fungi; Ascomycota; Sordariomycetes; Glomerellales; Glomerellaceae. The transcript is spliced from 2 exons. Gene Ontology annotation, biological process: glucan catabolic process. The coding region runs from base 1 to 1086 and encodes 361 amino acids. The record is from RefSeq and is a predicted model, not a curated record.